This is a messenger RNA of Phalacrocorax carbo (great cormorant), 6152 nucleotides long. The record is from RefSeq and is a predicted model, not a curated record. Lineage: Eukaryota; Metazoa; Chordata; Aves; Suliformes; Phalacrocoracidae.
UGACGCUUCCAAGCAUCUCUCUGCAAUGGCCUCAGGGAACGACGGUGACCCACCGAGGGCCCAUGGACGCUGGGAAAGCCGUGGGCGCAGGCUGUCACAAGAGCUCAACUCAGAAGACCAGGUGGCAAAGGAGACGGAGGAGGUGUUUCGGAGCUAUGCCUUCUAUCGCCACCAACAGGAGAGAGAGGAGAGAGGGGAGGAAGUGCCCAUGGACCCAGAGAUCGUGGAGAUCCAGCAGGAACUGGGCAGCACUGGGAGCAUGGUGGGAAGGCGCCUGGCCAUCAUCGGUGACGACAUUAACGAGCGGUACGACGUGGAGUUUCGCUACAUGCUGAAGUCUUUGCAGCCCACCAAGGAGAACGCCUAUGAGUACUUCACCAGAAUAGCCUCCAGCUUGUUUGAGAGCGGCAUUAACUGGGGCCGGGUGAUCGCGCUGCUGGGCUUUGGCUACCGCAUGGCCAUCCACGUCUACCAGCACGGCAUACCGGGUUUCCUCCGCCGGAUCGCCCGCUACGUUGCGGAGUUCAUGCUCCAGAACCGCAUCGCCCAGUGGAUCGCCCAGCAGGGAGGAUGGGUGGCUGCACUCGACCUGGACAAUGUUUACAUGAAGUACAUGCUGGUGGUGGUGGCCCUGGUCAUGGUGGGGCAUUUAGUGGUACGACGCUUCUUCAGACCCUGACUGACAUGGGGGCAGAGGCUGGGGGCGGUCUGGCCAAGCUCUCUCUCAAAUCUCUGCCCUGCAUUGACAUCUCCCAAGAGAGAGGGGGAUUCAAGGAACCUCUGAGAGAGAGAGCAGCUUGGACCUGUGACCCUCCCACUACCAGGGUCUCUGCCAUCUGUGGAUACACCACCAGGAGCUAUGGAGAGAAGUGGGGUGGGUGGGGGGCGGGGGAAGGUUCAACUUUGCUCUCUGUUUUAUGCCUUGCUUAGCUGCUGAGGACAGAGCAUCACUGUGAUCCUAGCACUCCUAGCAUGCGGCAGUGAGACAGAACAGGCUCCUCUGGAGUCAUGAGUCUGAAGGAACAAUUGCCUUGGUGUAAUAAUGCCAGUGUGUGCGAGCACACGGGGCUUGUCCGCUCCUUGGGGCAGGUGCAGAGCUCCCCUGUUGCUAAUGGCUCUAGCCUAAACCAUGCCUGCAUUUGAAGAGGGAUUGCAGCCUUGGCUGCUGCAAUUGUCUGUAAGUCACUGGAGGGGCAAGCCAGCAUUGGAAAGCCCAAGGUGGGGCUUGCUUUCACCUUCCCUCUGUUCCUGAGCCCGAGCCCUUGAGCCUUCUCUUUCCUUUUAACAAGCAUCCCUACCCCUUUUUUAAAGAAACACACUGACUACCUGUCCUCUGACAGUCAAUGGUAACACCUGGCAGUGCUGGCAGGCAGGUUUUCCCUGCUGCAGCCUGACCUGGAGACCUGCACCUCUCCCCUGGCUGAUGCAGGUGCUGGGGUGCAGCCUCGCAGCCCUCCGUGUGCUCAAAGGCUGCAUGCCAGCAGACCUAGGAAGCACCAGCGGCUUUCCAAACACUAAAAAGCUGUGGGGUGACUGAUGGUCAGUGUAGGCAGCCCGCCUGCCAGCCUUCCCUCCAGUUCUGCUGGGGGCUUCCAUUCAGUAGACUUGGGUGCUGGCAAAUGAGCAGCCCAGGUGAGACCAGUUGGUCUCCCUUGCUCUCAGUGGGAGGCACUGGAGUUGCACCCCGUUCCUGCAUCAGCUCUUUACCUUCCGAGCUCAGCUGGGCAGGAUGGUGCAGACGUGCCCUGGUUAAGCCCAGGGCUACAGUGUUUUAUAGCUGCCCAGACAGCAGGGCCAGCCUCUUCUGGGCACAGCAUCUUUAGGAACUGACUUGACCUCAUUCCGUUUGUGACUAAUGCUCCACUCUCCCAUCCCAAAUCUUUGUGAUUUUGUGAUUUUUGCAGAACGGGGAGAGUCCCAGUGUGGACUGCAUGGUUUAGCUCUGUUGGUCUUACUCCAGAUGACUGUAAGGCUUGAAACUGUGACUGGCCCUGUCUGAGCCAAACUCACCCUAUUCCAGCAUUACCCAUCUCAGGUGCACCAGCCAGGGGGGUGGAGCCAAGGGACCUUGGAGGUAGGAAAUGACCAGUGGUCCUAUGUCUGGGCUCCUCUCCUAAUGCAGACAGCCCUUCUAGGCUGGAACCUGGGACAAUGGGAGUAGCAAAACCGUAGCCCUUAAGAAGUCUGAGCCCCCCACCCUCUGGGGCCUUUGCACGAUGGCUGAAACAGGGAACUUGCCUGGUAUUGCUACUGCAAAACAGGUGGGUGACCACAACUGGCAGGGCUCGGACUCGUCUCUGUGGCACGAGGAUCACUUGCAGCCCUGCCUGGUGUCACCUUCUGCAGUGACCACCAUGAGAGCCCAAGGAGGGUCAGAGUGAUCUUGAGAUCAGCCCAUCCAUAACAAAGACCCACUGAAGCAAAGGUGUUCCUGACAGACAUCUGUCUAACCUAUUUUUAAAACCCUCCAGUAUUGCCUCCCCAUAUCACUGAUUCUUACCUUAAUCUUUACAUUCAGAUAGAUUUUUUGCUCAAUAUCUAUCCCUUGCUGCAGUUUCAGCUUGUUAUUACAUGUCCUGUCCAAGCACAGAGACAGGACACAUUACAACCUUUCUCCCUGCAGCUGCAGAGGCUUAGCAGGACCAGCCAUAAUUUUAUAACACUUACGCCCCUCAUGUCCCCGCCUCUUGACAUAGGAAUAGCGAACCUUUCAGCCUGUUUCCAUAUCAGGGUCUUCCUGUGCCUACCAUUUUGACCCUGACUCUUUCUGCAGUAUCCUUUUCCCUGGUGGAACGCCCUGGAUUGCGCUUAUAGAAAGGCAUUAAAAUAUUUGUGAUAAUGUUCCUCUUCUAUAUAUCUCUGAUUUGGUUGCUUUAUUUGUUUUAUCUGUGCUGAGCAGCACCAACCUCCAGUGUGUUGUCUACGCUCAGGUUUUGGGGCCACGCUGACUCUCUCUGAGCAGCUGAAUGCCCACCUAGUUCAUCUAUCCCUUUGCAAGCGCAUUUCUUUGCAUUUAUCCACACACAACUUCAUUUACCAUCGUGCCAGCUGCUCACCCAUCUCGAGCAGAUCUUGAGAUUUCCUCAAGAUCUCAAGACUGUUCUCUGGUGUGAAGCAGUCUAAUCAACUUAGUGUCAUCUGCAGUUUCCCAUCCCCACACCUCACCUUCUUCUCUGGGUGAAAACACCACCAGAUGGAGCCUUUUUGCCACGAUGAAAAUAAACUACUAAUUGUCAUUUUCCUUUUCUCUUAAUCAGCCACAUUAUUGACAUGUCACCAUCCUCUAGGCCAGUUCUCUGGUUUGGUUGUGUCUCCAGCAGGACUUUUUCAGAGAACCUUGGAAAGAAAAGAGUAUAUCAGCUUUUAUUCACUACUUCACUGACACACUCCAAGAACUCUAACAGAUUGGAGAGAGCUUUUGCUUGCACGGAAAGCCAUGCUGCUUGUAAUUUAUUCUCAGCUUCCAGAUAAGGUGUUUCACCUUGCAAACCAAAUUCAGCUGUAAGGCCAGCAGACUUUAAAUAAAGACCAUUUUUCAGCUAUAUGGUAGAUGACCAAGCCUUAGCAAUGCCUGCGAUACCAGGACAGAGAAGUUUUAAAAUAGGUGCUGUAGUAAUGGGAAGUUUCCAUUUUAUCUGUUUUCUCAGGGGAUUUGUAGGGAAGAUUGUCUCAGGAUAUCAGCAUAUUUUCUCCCUCUGUCACUGGUUACCAAGUGGAAAAAAGCUUGAACUGGGACUGUGAAUGGGUGACUGGUCUGUAGUACUGUGUCCUGUCACUGGAUGGCAACAGCAUUGCAGGCACAGCCACCUGGGUGCUGCUCCGAGGGCAGAGGGGCCGAGCUCCCACCAAAGGGGAAAACCCCCCUUCCAGGUCCCCCUCUUUGUCCAGGUGACCUCGGUAUCCAUCAGCUGUGGUCCGCACACCCAGAGCCGUGGUGUGCACCACGCUCUGACCCAUAGCAAAGGCAGGCAUCACUGGUUUGUACUGGGCUGCUGUUGGGGAAAGUGUAAGUGCUUUAGGGGGGCAGAAACAGGCUAAAGCAGGGUUGGAUUUGCUGGGCUCAAAGCAGACCAAGAUGAGGAGGCUUGGCCAUCCCCAGAAGCUCUUUGUAGGGUUGGUGGGCCCUCUCUAGAGAGCUGCAGCAGGUAUCUACCUCGAAGCCCCACUCGGCAGAGUUUGGGCAGGGGGCCUGGACAAGGUGCACAGGCCACCUUGACUAUAUGCAGAAGGCUUUUUGCUCUGGGACUGGCAGUGCCAGGAGCCAUUAAUAAUAAUAAAAAGUACAUCUCUGCUGUAGAAGUAAGAGCUCUAAAUAAAACUAUGUUCUUAGAAUACCCCAAACUUGCUCACAGGGCUGAAUCAGCCAGUUUAUUCUGCAGGGUUAAAGCCCUGAUCAACUACAUUAUUUUUUAACCAGUGUAAACUUUGUUUAACCACCCACCCAGUCACAUACUGGACCUUGUACCAAAGCAAGCUCACCUAAUGCACUGAACGGCAGGCUCUCCCUGCUGCCACCUUCCUGGCCACCAUGGUGCUACUGGGGAUGACUGCCCCCAGGGCUUUGGCUUCUUUCCCCGGAGAGCAAGGGAAACCGAGGUGGGAAGCCCUCAAUGGGAAAGUGAGGGCAGAAGAUGAGGAGAAGGCUCUGCCAUGGCUGUUCACAGGAGAGGAUUGUUCACUGAACCAUUUGGGUUGGAAGGAAGGUGUCACUCCCGCUCAAAGCAGGGCUACCUAAAUCACUGCAGGGUUUGGCAGACAGCUGCUGAGCAAGGAUGCCAUUUUUCUAACACCAGAGAUGCAAGCUGGGGUUGUAUCUGAGGAAGGACCAGCUCUCGGUGAUGCCUACAACUUAGCUGCACCUACUGGCAGCAGUGCCUGCCUGGUCUGCUCACGCCUCGACUGGGUAGGGAGAGGAACCAAGGAAAGGCUUAUGCUAUUCCCUUCUCCACCCAGCCCCUGGACCAACAGAUGGGACGGUUUCAGCAUCGCAGUGCUCAGUGAAGGCUGAGAUGCACCCCAGAAGUAGCGAAGAGGGGCGCGAGCUGUACAGCAGCAGUGCCAGUCCCCAGGGCUGGAGGAGCCAUACGUGGAUGCAAGGCAGGGCAGCUGAUCGCAGCCCCACUCGAGGCCACAAGCUCCGCACUGUGGUUCCUUGUGUCUCUCUGCUGGCUCCCUACAUAGCAAGGGGCGCAGAGAGGAAAGGGGGGGGGUUCCUUUUGGUGAGGGUUUCUUUGUGCGAAUGGCUACCCCAGGAGAGGUGUUAAGGGGACACAGCACGGGGAGUUGUCCAGACAGAAAACUCUUGGUUCAGACAGAAGCACUUGCGUUCGGGAGGGUGGGCAGAGGAAUUUAAAUCAGAGUGUUAUAAUGGGUGCAUAGAAGAAGGGGGAGAGUCUGAAAGAAGAGUCUCAUUUACUGACCCCAUCCAAGAGCACCUUUUACUCCCACCCUCUCCCAGCUCUUUCCCUCUGGGUGGGGGAAUCUGCCUGAGCUAUUAGUUUGCUUGUCAGAACCACCUCUCCCUUCUAGCCCUUCCUCGUGCUGCAAGCCUCUCCCUGAGCCACCCCUGCCAAACACCAGCUGCAGCAGGGUUCGGGCUGGCAGGGGCCAGCACUGCCCCAGAGAGACCAGUCUCUUCAUGGUCAGGACUGGGGGCAGCCUUCUGUGAAGCUCUGUGUGAUGGGUUUUACACAUAUACUUGAAACCACACUAUUAAUUCUGGUUCUUCCUUGCCUUUUUCACAGUAUCAAAGCACACGGUGUUUUACACAGCUCCUUCCCCCAUCCCUCCAGGAAGCCCCAGUCUCUCCCAGCACUGCAGGAAGGGGACGGGGUAUAUGACGGAGAAUAAAGCAUGUUUUGCACUGACUCUGGAGGGAAGGGACUGGUAAAUACCUUUUCUUUCCAAGGGGAGGAGGAGAGGAAGACCACAGGUUGUCCCAGUAGCAGCAGGAAAAUGGGGAAUGGGGAAAUGAGUUCUGUUUGCAGGGCAGCCUUUCCCCAGUGCAGGUCAUCUUGAAAUGGCAGGCAAAGGGUCUGCGUGGAACAUGGUGCGUUGCUUUUACAUGAAAAAAUAUUUCUUUCACAUAUAUUCUUUUUAAAAAUGAUGUAAUAUAUAUGAAAAUAAAAAUGGUACAUGCAGUGCAAACGCUU